This is a messenger RNA of Ruditapes philippinarum (Manila clam), 1818 nucleotides long. Its product is annotated as E3 ubiquitin-protein ligase DZIP3-like. The transcript has 7 exons. Bases 1147 to 1818 code for a protein of 223 amino acids. Lineage: Eukaryota; Metazoa; Mollusca; Bivalvia; Venerida; Veneridae. The record is from RefSeq and is a predicted model, not a curated record.
AAUUUUGUGGACACGAAAAUUAAUUUUUGGCUCAUCUGACGCUUUGUUGUGUGCUAAGUGCUGGCUUUUUGACAUUAGUUCUCCAUCGUCCGGAAUGUUACAUUAUCUUAUCCAAAAUACACAUACAAUUCCUAUGCAACCCUUUAAAAAGUUGUGUGUGUAUAAAUUCUGUUAAAAACUGAGAUGGGGUUGGGGGCGACAUUUCUACAUGUAGUUCAUUGACAGGUCAAUUACAAGGAAAAUAAAUGGUAGCCCUCUACAUAAUUUAUUGAAGAAGUUCCUGUCGGAUGCAAUAGGUAACCGGAGCUAAUAAUACACUUUCAAUGUAAGCUCUUUUUUUUCUGAGUAAUUACAUCGGCUAGCUAGAACUUACUUUCUUUGACUUGCGCAUAGCCUUAUUGUCCGCUAUAAAGAUUAUCAUGCCCCUAGGAAUUAAUAUUAUAGGGAAUUUUCUUGUUGUCCCUGUGUAGAACUAUAAACAUGACAAUUAUAUGCUGCUUAGGGGGAUAACUAGACUGUUAAUGUUCACAUGUCACAGAUCAAUAAAUGUAUUGAAAUACUGGCAAGACAAAUAAAGUUUAAUAUUUUUAAAGAUAAAUCUGCCUUGAGCUUCUGUUUUAACCAGUUUAGUGUUGCCUUAGCUCAUUUUGUAAAAAAAAAAAUUGAAAAUAUAAGUAAAAACCCUACAUGUAUUUAUAAUGUUCACAUAGGAAAUUCCAAAUAUGAAUAAACGCAGGUAAUGGGAAACACAAAAGAAGGGUUCUAUUUUUGGUGGCAAAGUUAAGUUGUCUGGAUUACAGGUAAUGGGUUCCCAAAAUGAAACAAACACAUUCUGCUGUGAUAGAUGGUAUUCAUUUUAUAUUUAUGAGUAUUAAGCUUAUUGUAUAUACAUUUUUGUAAUUAUUUUAUAUUGUUCUGCAAAUAUUUACAUAUGUUUGAUAUUAGCAUGUCCGCUAAUCAGCCAAAUAAAAUUAAUUAAAAUGAAAGUGAAAGUAUAAGUUUUCUUAUUUUCAGAAAAUAUAUUAAGGUUAAAAUAAAGACAACCAAAGCGGAAAGUUAUAAAUAGACACGUUGGAAUAAAUGUAAAUAGACAACUCAUUAUAAUCAAACAAACAGAUGUUCGUCCUCAAAUGCUACCGUUAAACAAUGGCAGCUGAAAACCUUGUUCUGACAGUAGGCAAGACAAGAAGUUGGAAAAUUCUUCGUCUUAUAGUCGAUGGAGGUACAUUAGUCUUAAAAUACACAUUUGACAAAGGUACAUCACACCGGAAAGCAUUUCUUACUGAAGAAAAGCCCAACCUGCUUGGGGCCCUGUCUAAAAAUGCAUUAACAAAAACACAAUUCAUCUUGUUGUAUCCUCCGUCUGGUUCAUCAUCGUCAGCAGAUUAUGAUAUUACACUUUUAGUUGCACUACACCGGACAUGUUUGUGCUCAAAGAAGGAGAACGAUCCUGUAUGGAGAUUUGGUAAUACACCGCAUCAAAACGACCAUUCUGUUGAGGCAGACAUUGUCCGUUUAAGAGAUUCAAGAAAUGAGUUUUUGCAUCAACCCAUACCUGAAUUAACCGAGAAAGAGUUUGACACAAAAUGGCAGGAUGUUUGUCAGGUUUUACUGCGUCUUGGGCAAGGCAUGCCUGACUUGAAAGAAACAUUAGAGAGAUUGAGAUUCGAAUGCUUUGAUAAAGAAUACGAGAAACAAUUGCUGACAAAAUUAGUUGAAUGGGAUAAACUUGACAAGUCAUUUGGAGAAGAAAUGAUGAAGAAAAUAGAGGGUAACAGUCAAUGGGCUUUUGCAAUAGUCGCUCAGAUGAAUCGUUGA